AUGCUCUCCUUUAUCCUCAUCCAGAACAGACAGGGCAAGACCCGUCUCGCCAAAUGGUACGCCCCCUACAGCGACGACGAAAAGAUCAAGCUCAAAGGCGAAGUCCACCGCCUCGUCGCCCCCCGCGACCAAAAGUACCAGUCCAACUUCGUCGAGUUCCGCAACAACAAGAUCGUCUACCGCCGCUACGCAGGGCUCUUCUUCUGCGCCUGCGUCGACACAAACGACAACGAGCUCGCUUUUCUCGAGGCCAUCCACUUUUUCGUCGAGGUCCUCGACGCCUUCUUCGGAAACGUCUGCGAGCUCGACCUCGUCUUCAACUUUUACAAGGUGUAUGCCAUCCUCGACGAGGUCUUUCUUGCGGGCGAGAUUGAGGAGACGAGCAAGCAGGUCGUCUUGACGCGGCUGGAGCAUCUGGAUAAGCUGGAGUAA
Molecule: messenger RNA, 432 nt
Organism: Trichoderma breve
Lineage: Eukaryota; Fungi; Ascomycota; Sordariomycetes; Hypocreales; Hypocreaceae
Product: clathrin adaptor complex small chain domain-containing protein
Exons: 2
Coding region: 1-432 (143 amino acids)
Biological process (GO): clathrin-dependent endocytosis; protein transport
Cellular component (GO): intracellular membrane-bounded organelle; AP-2 adaptor complex
Molecular function (GO): clathrin-cargo adaptor activity
Source: RefSeq, a predicted model, not a curated record